AUGGACCAUCUGGUGAGCAGUUUGGUUAAGAAGAAGCACAAAAAGAAGAACACAAAGAAAAAGCAGCCCAAAACCGCAUCAGAGAAGCCGGCUAAGCAGAAUACAAAGGCCUUCACCUUUAGUGGUGGGAGAAGGUCGGUUCAUCGCAGGUUUCAGCACGCGAGCGAAGUUGAAGAGAAGCGUUUGAGGAAGCCCCGUAUCUUUAAAACCCCUGAAGAGCCCCCGCCAAUUGUGGUAGUGGUUCAGGGGCCGAAAUCUGUGGGAAAAAGCACUCUGAUAACGUCCCUGGUGAAGCAGUACUCGAAGCGCAACAUUAGUAGCAUCAACGGGCCAAUCACCAUGGUUUCCUCAAAAUCUAGAAGAAUAACGGUCGUAGAGUGCGGAAAUUCGAUGAUUGACAUGAUUGAUUGCUGCAAAGUGGCAGAUAUCGCACUCGUGAUGAUAGACGCAUCCUACGGGUACGAAAUGGAGACGUUCGAGUUCGUUAACAUGAUGCAGGUCCACGGGUUCCCGAGGAUCAUCGGGAUUCUGACGCAUCUGGACGCAUUCAAGGACAACAAGAACCUGCGCAGGACGAAGAAGGUGCUGAAGAAGCGCUUCUGGUCUGAGAUAUACGACGGAGCGAAGAUGUUCUACUUCACGGGAGUGCAGUACGGCCGCUACAAGAAGAGUGAGGUUUUAAACCUGACGAGGUACAUUUCAUCGCAAAGGCCGCCGAACAUUUCCUGGAGGCUGAGCCACCCUUACACGGUGAGUCUGCGCCACGAGGUAACAGGCGCCGAGGGCGAUGCGUGCAACGUUUCCUUCUACGGGUACGUGUACGGCGGUAAGAUGAACGUGACGAACAAGUUGCACAUACCGGGCGCAGGAGACUUCGGCAUAGAGUCGAUAACUAACUUCCAGGACCCGUGUCAAAUACAAAUGAAGGAGAGGACGCUGAAGGACAAGAAUAGAAACAUCUACGCUCCAUACUGCGACGUGGGAUCGCUGGUCUUGGACGACGACGCUAUGUACAUUCAACUUUUUAAGACGAAGGAACACUUCACGGAGAUGCCUGACGAGGACAAGGAAAACAUAUCUGAAGCAGUGCAGAUGGUAAGAACGCUGCAAAAAAUAGACCAAUAUAAACCGAACGAGGUGGAGUUGAAUAUUAUAAAUGAGCCUAAGGAGUUAAAGGGUGAAUAUGCAUAUUCGUCGACAGACGAGACCGAUUUGGGGAGUGAAGAGAGUGAUAAGGAGGAUGCUAACAAUGCUUUUAAUGAACAUGGGAAUAAUCUUAAUGACAAAAAGUCGCAUCGACAACAAAACCACAAAAAACUGGAUACUGAUGAGAGUGGCUACUCGUCAACAGAUGACACUUCGGAAGAGGACACUGAGGAUGAGGAGGAAGACGAUGAAGAGGACGGUUUAAAGAACAACGGGGUCAUAGAAGUGUACGACGAGAUCAGUCAGAGGGUAUACUUUGGAGACUCAGCGACUAGGUCGACUCUGAAGGACUUCUCCAGAGUGCCGGAGGAGGAUCUGGGAAUCACCUGGGACGAGGAGAAGCUGAGGGCCCUGAGGGAAGCAAAGUUCCUGAAUCUGGCCGACGACAACGAGGAGGAGGCGGAGGAGGAGGUGGAAAAUGACCCCGAGAGUGAGAAGUUUAAGAGCAUCCAGGAGGAGGAGCAGCGGAAGCUCUUCCAAGAGACGCUGAGGCUGGAUUCCACGGGGAACGUCGGCCACUUUGUGAAGAUAAGUGUGUCUGGAUUCCCACUUAGUUGCCUGAACAGCCUCAGCUCAAGGCCAAUAAUUCUGGGCUCAAUACAGCAGUCGGAGCACGGACUGGGAUUCAUGCAGGUGAAGAUCAAGAGACACAGGUGGUUUCCAAAGAUUUUGAAGACCAACGAUCCACUGCUGUUCUCAGUGGGAUGGAGACGGUUUCAGUCGCUGCCAGUUUACUGUAUGGAGGAUCGCAACCAAACGAGGAAUAAAAUGCUCAAAUACACGCCGGAGCACUUGCACUGUUUGGCAAACAUAUACGGGCCCUUGUCUCCUCCCAAUUUCGGCAUACUGGCGGUUAAAAAUUGGGAUAGAAUAUCAAAUUACAGGAUUUCAGCAAGCGGAGUGACAGUGGGAACGAAUCAGAAUUACAGAAUACUGAAGAAACUUAAGCUGAUUGGAGAACCGUACAAAAUAAUGAAAAACACCUGUUUCAUUAAAAAUAUGUUCAACUCGGAGUUGGAGGUUAUAAAGUGUAUUGGCUCGAAGAUACAGACUGCCUCAGGGAUAAGGGGUCAGAUUAAAAAACCAAUUGACAAGAACGGCGCCUUCAGAGCAACCUUCGAGGACAAGAUACUGCUGUCGGACCUAGUGGUUCUGAAAUCCUGGAUUGGCGUGGAGACUAAACAAUUUUACAACCUGCUCGUCGACUCUGACAAGUUCAAGCGGGUGAAGUCUAUUUCGGAGCUCAAGAAGUACGACGAGGCAAGGCCUGACUCCAAGUAUGAGAGGAAGGAGCUUCUGAGGAGGCCAGCUCGCCACUUCAACGAAAUUAGAAUUCCAAAGCCAAUAAUAGAAAAGCUGCCCUUUUCAUCUAAGCCUAAGGUUGUUGAACAUGAGAAGGAUGACACUAGUGUCAGUUUCGACGCCUCCGAACACGAAAAGAAGAUUGCGAGAAUGCUGCAUAAGUUACACACCAUUCGCAAGGACAGGCUUGAGAAGCGCAACGAGGCUCUGAAGGAGUACAAAUCCAAGAAAGCCAGGGAGCUGGAAAAGUUGGAGCUUGCCAAGAGCUCUAAACUACGCGAGAUUAAACGAAAGCGCAAUAUUAAGUCCUCAAAGGCUGAGUUGAACAAAAGGGCCAAGCUGCUUUUAUAG
Molecule: messenger RNA, 2859 nt
Organism: Theileria orientalis strain Shintoku
Lineage: Eukaryota; Apicomplexa; Aconoidasida; Piroplasmida; Theileriidae
Exons: 9
Coding region: 1-2859 (952 amino acids)
Biological process (GO): maturation of SSU-rRNA from tricistronic rRNA transcript (SSU-rRNA, 5.8S rRNA, LSU-rRNA); endonucleolytic cleavage of tricistronic rRNA transcript (SSU-rRNA, 5.8S rRNA, LSU-rRNA); ribosome biogenesis
Cellular component (GO): 90S preribosome; nucleus
Molecular function (GO): GTP binding; GTPase activity; U3 snoRNA binding
Source: RefSeq, a predicted model, not a curated record